Chaetomium globosum CBS 148.51 is the source of this 1794-nucleotide messenger RNA. RefSeq lists its product as uncharacterized. NCBI's taxonomy places the organism in Eukaryota, Fungi, Ascomycota, Sordariomycetes, Sordariales, Chaetomiaceae. The transcript has a single exon. Bases 1 to 1794 code for a protein of 597 amino acids. Gene Ontology annotation, cellular component: cytoskeleton. The record is from RefSeq and is a predicted model, not a curated record.
AUGGAGGGAGGCACAGAGACUCCAGAGCUCCCCAUCGCGCUGCGGCGCACACGGCGUAACCUGAGCCAAUCACGAGCGUCGUCUAGCAGUCCAGCAGCAGCUCCCAAACAAACACCAUGCGCCUCACCCAAGCGACCCUCACGGGAGACCCUGGCUCUUCAAACUCCAAAUUCCAGGAAGAGGCAUGUUCGGUUCUCAGAUCCAGGUCCGCAGUCGGCUGGGAAGGAAUGUCAACCCUCAACAACUGGGUUAACGCCCAUGAUACGACGGACCUCUCUUUCUAGCAGUCGAACACAGCGUCGACGGUCCACCCCGGCCUGCCUAUUUCCGUCAAACGGCAGCGGUAUUCCGAGCCUAGACUCGCAAGGCUCUCCCUUUAGUGGUGAGGUCCAUUUCCUUCCUCUCCGCCAAGUCCUGGAUGGCCGUGUCAAGCGCCGCAUUCGGCGCAAUGGCCUGAGCGAGGAGAUGAACACCAUCUUGACCGAGAGGCGGCGACGGGCCGAGAAGGCCAAAGCGGAGAUGGAGCGGCUCAAGGCCGAGUUGGCCGAGAAGGAUGAAGAAAUCGAGCGAUUGCAUGACGAGACGGUGGUGCUCGACACGGAGCGUGUGUGGGAUCUGGAGCAACAGGUUGCAUCACUGAAGAGAGAGUUGGCCAGCCGUGCCGCGGUCCAGGAGGUGCCGAGCAGUCCCCCUGUUGAAUGGGCCAGAGCUGCCCAGACUCCUCCUCAAUCCGACAAUUCCAUGGAGUAUGACAUCGACGAUGUCGGGACAGAGUUUAGUGAGAGCGCGAGGGCCGAGCUGGCGUGCAGCACGCCCACCAGGCGAAUGCGGGCAGCAUCCUUUCCAACCCCUCCGUCCACAAGCCCCGAGCCGCAACCCUCCGAGACUCCCUGCCGACGUUUGCCCACGCCACGGUCCAGCAUGGGCACUCAGGCCUCACUGCCAGACCCAGAAAAGCAGCAGCUUGAACAGCAACUCGAGGUCCUGCACCUCGAGGUCGCCAAACUAACAACCGCCCUGGAGUCCUACUCCGCCCUAGCCUCCCGACUAUCAGACAAGCUCACCCCAGCCCUCCUCCCAACAACCCCAUCCCCCGAGUCGUCGUCGUCGUCAUCGGAAGAAGCAGCCCCCAACCCCCACCCCCUCGAAGCACAACUCACCACCAUCCUACAAACCCUCUCCGACCGCACCGCCGCCCUCACCACCCUCGACACCACCCUCCAAUCCCUCGGCUUCCCGGGCACCGACGCCUUCGAAGUACUCACCUCCCUCACCACCACCCUCCGCACGGCCCGCCUCGAACUCGAAUACACCACCCCGGGCGAAAGCACACUCCCACUCACCGGCGCCGGCGCGCAGGUCCUCACCCAACUGCUCACCCACCUGCGCACCCUCACCCACCAAAACCGCGACCUGCACGAUGCCCUCGACGAGUCCCACGCACUGACCACCUCCCUGCGCUCGCAGCUGCGCGCGCGCGUGGCCGCCACGGACGAGCUCGCCGCGCAGCUAGCCGACGCGGAGCGCGAGGCGCGCGAGCGGGAGGCGGAGCACGCCGCGGCGGUGGCGAGGCUGCAGGGGGAGCUGGCGGCGCAGCUGGCGCAGACGGACGCGCUACGGAUCGAGCUGGAUACGCUUUCGGCGGCGCAUGCGGAGGAGGUGGCCGGGUUGGUGGGGGAUGUGGCGGCGAGGGAUGGGCGGGUGGGGGAGCUGGAGGCGGAGGUGCUGAGGGUGGGGGGGGGCGGUUGGAAGGUGCCGAAGGGGUUGGUCAGGGGGUUGAAGACAGGAGAAUAG